Talaromyces marneffei is the source of this 2364-nucleotide messenger RNA. RefSeq lists its product as uncharacterized. Gene Ontology annotation, biological process: rRNA processing. The coding region runs from base 1 to 2364 and encodes 787 amino acids. The transcript has 2 exons. Gene Ontology annotation, cellular component: nucleus. The record is from RefSeq and is a predicted model, not a curated record. Lineage: Eukaryota; Fungi; Ascomycota; Eurotiomycetes; Eurotiales; Trichocomaceae.
AUGGCGUCUUCUACAUCGUUGCGCACCAUUACAAACCGCUUGACGACCACUCCGGUCAACGAACUGCCGUAUGUGGCAGCCUUUCUAGCUUCUGCGCUCAGUGAUUGUAGCGAAUUAAGUGCUCAAUCUGAACACAGCAAGAAAACAGCAGACAACAAUGAUGGCCUGCAGGUCAACAAACUCAAGGCUCGCUUGACUAGUCUCUUGCAAGAUCGCAGCGUUGAAGGGAGGUGGACUGCAGUUGUGUUGAUCAAAGCCCUAUUGGAGGCGGGCAGGUGGGAGAUACUUCGCGAUUGCGGUCCUUGGGUUCGUGGGUUGUUGGCAAUCCUAUCGAAAUCGGAUCCAUCUUCAACCAAAAAAUUGUCCAUCAUAACGUUGACUCGCAUCUUCCAUCUCACAUACCAGUACCCGACGUUAGUUCGAGAAAUAACCACUCCAAACUUACCUGGUUUCAUCACAGCGUCUCUCAACCUCAUAAAUGUGAAAAAGACGUCCGAGCCCGCCAAGCCCAUGAAGGAGUCUCCUCUUCUGGAAACUGUUCUCUCAGCGUUCGCAGAAUUGAUUGGUAGACAUCCAACUAUAUUCCGUUCAUUUGUCGGCCAGCUGCAGAAGUUUCUACUUCCGAUUCUGGCUUCAUCAACAUCCACCACCUCCUUUUCGUCAAGGGCCAUUCAUCUGGCACAGGAAGUCUUCGUUGCACUACAUAACUGCGCGCCGAAAAACACAUCAGGCGAGCAAUGGGCGAAUGAUUGCAAGAACACUAUUUCUUCCAUCCACCAGGCUGCAGACCAUGUUUUCCGGGGUGUGGUAGAGCAGUGGGAGUCCUCGGACCCUAAUAUCAAGCAAAGAAAGAAGUCGAAGAUUGUGAGCGACUUGCCACAAGAUGACGAACCGGACACUCUGGGUCUUCCUUCGUGGCAGAGUUUACCAGCAGGUGCCACCAGGAUUGCAGCACUCUUGAACUUAUUGACUAAGUUUAUCUCGAUACGAACGGCGUCAACUAUUAACUAUCCACUUGGUGCUAUACUAAAUUUAACUUCUCGAUUGACGUCCAUUACUGUCCCAAAAGCAGGUGAAGAGCAAGCCAAUUUUGAUUUUACUCGAGAUGAAAGGGCUACUUUGUACAUGGAGUUACCUAGAAUCCACACAGCAUGCAUCUACCUCUUUCGUGCAAUUAUAAGCACUUUUGGAUCUGCGUCGACACCAGUUAUCAACACUAUUUUUGAGCAGACUCUUUGGGUGUUUGAUGCAGAAGGUUUCAAUAGCGGCAUUCGAGAGUCUUCGUACCUACUUAUCAGCGACGUCUUACCGUUAGUAGGACGAUCAUUUACGAAACGUAAUGUCUUUGCAUUGAGUCCUUUGAUCCGUCAAUGUUGUCGUGAUCUCGUACCAGUUGAUGCCAGCCGAAGUCAAGAUCAACAAAACAACACGAGCAAAGGCGGCAACACCAAAAACAGUCAACUCAACAUGAAUGUGGACGCAAUCCUAAAUCCAGCUCUUAAACAUUUGAACACCAACAAGGAAAGCAAUAUCCGGCGGCAGGACUCGACGGCAAUGGAUUUGCUCCCUCUAUUGUACAAUUACUUACCAACCGAAUAUAUCCCCAUACCAAUCCGGACGGAAAUGGAAAGAGUUGCUAUUCUGACGGCAAAUCGUUCGGCUAUGGUUGCUAGUGUGAUGAACCCCAUUCCUCCGGUUAAAGGACGCCGACCGAUUCCAAGUAUUCUGCCAUUCCUGACUAGGAAAUAUGCUGGAGAUUUGGAAGUUGAAUGUUUGGUUCGUCCUCGAAUGCCAGUUAUCGUUGGAGGUACGGGAGAGCAUUAUGAUGCGGAUGACUAUGAAGAACAAGAAGAGUCAAUGGAUGCCGAUGCGCCAGCAAUUCCUGCUUACAGUGUUGGAAUUCAACAAUUUGCCUCCAACUUUGCAAAUAACGUCCAGCCGAAGAAUACUGCCGCCAUUGCCGCACCAACAUUAACAACAGCACAGAACAAGAGGAUACUACCGGAAGAUUCUGAAAUGACGGAUAAACCGAUGUCAACUCUAUCACAAGCAUCUUCAGCGCAGAAUCUUCCUCAAGCGAAAAAGGCCCGUUUGGAAGAUGGAGAAGCAACCGUUGUGUCAACUACAUCUGUUGUGCCUGUGACUCUUUCAGAAACUUCAGCAUCACCCGCUGUCAUUCCACCAACAGUAACGCCAUUGACGUCCUCGAUUACUGAACCCAGUGCACCGGUAUACAACGCCAUGCCUCCUAGUGUGCAAAAAUCUGUUGGCAAUGACGCUGCAGGAAAUAUCGAUGAUGAUAGUGAUGAUGAGAUGCCAAUGUUGAAUAUCGAGCCGGAUACCGAUGAAGAGGAUGAUGACUGA